Messenger RNA from Triticum turgidum subsp. durum (durum wheat), 1341 nucleotides. NCBI's taxonomy places the organism in Eukaryota, Viridiplantae, Streptophyta, Magnoliopsida, Poales, Poaceae. The record is from the annotation of a GenBank genome assembly.
AUGGCAGUGGCACCGGGUCAGCCUGACGUAGGUGGUGAACUGGUGAUCACCAGCUUGGGCUCCCACCCAGACUCCAUGGGGGCAAGGUCCACGAGGUUGCCCCCGUCGACGGACGAUGCCGUGCUGGUGGCCGCUGUUGGCAUAGGCCCAACUCAUGGCAUACUUUUGACUAGCGUUUCCCGAUGCCUAAUAGGCUGUGAAGAUGCUAUGAUGAAAAGCGUCCGAUUCGAAAUAGAAAAAGCAAUCAGCCCCCAGCUCACCCAUCUCGCCGGGGAGGCACACGAACACCGGCAGCCCCCGCACGCUCCAGUUCGAGCAAGAUGGACGGCGGCGGAGACACUACCGCACCAGCUGCUUGUGUGCGGUGUACCCAACACCGUCGGAGUUGCUAGGCUAGCUAGCCAUGGCCAUGCACUACUGCUGCUCGUUGCGGUCGGAGCUGCCACUUGCCAGGCCAAGUUGCGUAGCGGCCGUACUGGCUCACUACACGCUGCCGCAAACCGCGUCGCACCUGCUCGCCUUGUCCGUGCCGUGCUGACGCGCCGCCAAUGGCCGCCAAUCGCUGGUCGCCGCAUGUACCCCGCAGGCUUCGUCCACUGUGUCGGGCGGACCUCUCCCCCUGCGAUGACCUUGCCGACCUCGCCGGUGCCGCCAGCGUUUCCCGCCUCUGGUGCAGGUUCGGACCACCUCCCCCUCUUUCUCGCACGCGCUCCCUGGUGGCUUCCUCGCCCCGCAAGUCUUGCCGCCUGCGUGUGCCGAUCUCACGGCGUGUGCCCGCUGGCCGCCAGGUGGGGAAAUCAGUCGAUAAGAGAGAGGGAAGGGGAAAAAGCUGGAGGUACUCACGCAGCCGGCGACGACGUCAGAUGGCAGGAGGAUGGAAGGUUGGACAAGGCAAAGUUUCAUGUCAUUGGGGCAAUCUUAUUUACGGCCCAGCAAGGUGUUCUGCAUCCAACAGCUGUUGUGAAGACUAGAAUGCAGGUUGCUGAAGGAGGACUUUCACAUAUGUCUGGCUUUGUCGUUUUUAGAAAGAUAUUGAGGAGUGAUGGCAUCCCUGGUGUUUUCAGAGGAUUUGGCACCAGUGCAGUUGGAGCUCUGCUCGCCGUCUACUGGGUGAACCGGGGCCUCUGCCACUUCCGCCACAAGGACUGGGCCAGGGGACACUAUUUGCUAGGAUGCGCGCUGCUCUUGAAGGGGGACUGCGCUCUCACCAUCAAGGAAUUCGACAAGAUCAAUCCUACUGCAUAUGUAUUUAGCAUUGGGGUUCAAUUCGGCAAAACUUUAACAAUCACGUUGGUGCCUUACAUUCAAGAUACUGGUUUUUCUAACACUGUUGUAACAUGA